This is a messenger RNA of Oreochromis niloticus (Nile tilapia), 2156 nucleotides long. It is a transcript of the gene pdhx, whose product is annotated as pyruvate dehydrogenase complex component X. Lineage: Eukaryota; Metazoa; Chordata; Actinopteri; Cichliformes; Cichlidae. Gene Ontology annotation, cellular component: mitochondrion; pyruvate dehydrogenase complex. The record is from RefSeq and is a predicted model, not a curated record. Gene Ontology annotation, molecular function: acyltransferase activity. Gene Ontology annotation, biological process: pyruvate decarboxylation to acetyl-CoA. Bases 41 to 1522 code for a protein of 493 amino acids. The transcript is spliced from 11 exons.
GCAUCUGUAUGGACACGUCUCGGCGACGGAGGACGAUAACAUGGCGGCCUCCUUGCGUUUGGGUCGUCAGGGAAUGUUAUUUGGCCUCAGACUGAAUAAUUUUAAUAAAUGUUUAAGGUCGACACACCAAUGGCAAGACCAAGUCAGACACUUCUUUCGGUCGCCAUGGGUACUCGGUGUCAGUCCACUCAAAGUGCAGAUGCCCGCACUCUCUCCUACCAUGGAGCAGGGAAACAUAGUCAAAUGGCUGAAGAAGGAAGGUGAGGCAGUGGCAGCAGGUGAUGCUCUUUGCGAGAUUGAGACUGACAAGGCUGUGGUUACCAUGGAAUCUAACGAUGACGGCGUCUUGGCGAAGAUAUUGAUGGAAGAGGGUAGUCGCAAUGUGCGCCUUGGCACUCUCAUUGCUCUCAUGGUGGAGGAAGGGCAGGACUGGAAACAUGUAGAAAUCCCCUCUCCAGAUGCUGCACCUCCAUCUGAAGCUACACCUGCUACACAAGCAGCUGCUACCUCGGUUGUGACCUCUUCUGCUCCCUCUCCACCUUCUGCACCAAAACCAGUCACAUCAGGACAGUUACGUCUGAGCCCAGCAGCACGACACAUUCUGGACACUCACGGUUUAGAUCCAAAACUGGCCACACCCACAGGACCUAGAGGAAUAAUCACAAAGGAAGAUGCACUGAAUCUUCUGAAAGCAUCUCCUGCUCCCAAAGCAGUGCCAUCUGUGGUCGCCUCAACUCCUCCAAGUCCCAUCUCUGCUCCAGCAGCCAGUCCUCCACCUCCAGGAAGCAGACCAAACAUACCUCCAUUGUCUGUACCGGGAAAACCAGGAGCACCGGGAACUUUCACUGAGGUUCCAGCUUCAAAUGUCCGCCGUGUGAUUGCUCAAAGGCUAACCCAGUCAAAGACCACCAUCCCCCAUUCAUAUGCAUCCAUCGACUGUGACAUGGCUGCUGUCAUGCAGCUCCGCAAAGAUCUAGCCAAAGAGCAGAUUAAAGUGUCUGUUAAUGACUUCAUCAUCAAGGCAGCAGCUGUUACACUCAGAGAAAUGCCAGAAGUGAAUGUGACUUGGUCUGGUGAUGGAGCCCGUGCACUUGAUUCAGUGCAUAUUUCUAUUGCUGUGGCAACAGACAAAGGGCUCAUUACUCCAAUCAUCAAGGAUGCUGCAAACAAAGGAGUCCAGGAGAUCUCAUCCAAUGCUAAGGCUCUAGCCCAGAAGGCUCGAGAUGGGAAACUGCUUCCUGAGGAAUACCAGGGAGGCUCAUUUAGUAUAUCUAACCUAGGGAUGUUCGGAAUCAGUGGCUUCAGUGCUGUGAUUAACCCGCCUCAGGCAUGUAUCCUUGCUGUUGGGACGUCCAGGGCUGAACUGCAGCUCUGUGAGGAUGAUCAGACCCUGUCCACUAAGCAGCUGAUGACAGUUACGUUGUCCAGUGACGGGCGACUAGUGGACGACGAAUUAGCAUCGCGGUUUCUUGAUAAAUUCCGAGCCAACCUAGAAAAACCACAACGCAUGGCCCUGGUGUGAAAAAACAAACAGAGAGAGCUUUAUAAAAGGGAAUUUAUCGAUACAGGAAGAAACACCUACAUGACAAAGCCUGGCUCAUGUUUUCACAGCCAGAGAGCUCUUAAAAAGUUUGUUUCCAAUUAAGGCUUACAGAGUAGAAUUGUACGUAAUUUAAAGUUAAUUUUUUGGACUACUUCUGACUGAUGAUCACCAGGCUUUGUGAUGGAGGAGUUAUGGGGACUCAGCUAGAGUGGAGGAAGAUUCUUGGUGCCAAAUUACCAAGAAUCUGAUUGGUCUACCACACUAGUGUUGUGUACAUAAAGUGUUUCGAGUCCAGCUCAACUGCUGUUUCGCAGUCAAGUGUAUCUGCUCGAUGUCAGUGUUGGUAAAAACUCUCAAAACUUCACUAUACAUUUCUACAACAAAGAUAUACAUUACUGAACAAUAAAACUGGCAAUACAAUUUCCAUUUAGAUUGAUAACCCAUGUAAAACGGUUUCUGUUACAAAAUUUAAGAAUCUAAUUGUUUUAUUAUUAAUUUUUCCUAUUAAUAUGUUUUAACUUAUUUAAAAUCGACUACACUGGAGAACAAAUCCUUCAAAUUCAGCUGUAUACAAAUCAAGGUUGCCAAUAAAACACAUUGUUCAAUCUUAAAA